UGGAGAGCCUGCAGGAAGAUCUGGAAGUGUCCGUGGAGCAGCUUGAAAAGGAAUGUUUGAAAGUUCAACAGUUGGAACAGCAGUCUGCAGAGAUGAGAGAGACCAGUGCCAGACUUGAGGUGACCUAUCAAGACUCUGAGGUUGAGAGACAGAAGGUCAUUGGCAAAAAUGAGAAGUUAGCAGAUGAAGUCAAGAUAUUACAAGACAGCCUAGAGUCUGAGAAGUUGAAGUCAGCUGAAGCCCUGAAAGAGCUAGAGCACAAGGUUGAGAUGUUAGAAAAGUCAAGAGAGGAUUUGCUUGCAGAGGUGACGGAGGCCGGAUUCAAAGUUGAGAGCCAGGUUGAGGACUUGGAGAUCACAAACAAGCAGAUUGAAGAGUCUAAUACAAAGAUAGGACAACUCCAGCAGCAGAUAACUGAGGGGCAGGAGAGAGAGGCAGCACAUGGCAUCAUCGUCAUUCAACUUGAAUCUGAGAAACAGAAGCUUGCCGGAGAGAAUGACAACCUGCAAGAUACCUUAAGUGAACUGAAUUCAAAGCUUCAUUCGAAUACGGAAAGUUCUGACGUUUUAGUCAGUCAGCUUCAUACAAAGGUUGAAGUAUUGGAGCAGGUGAAGACUGAUUUGGAAACUGAGGUCAAAGAUGUGAAGUUCAAGUUGGAGAGCUUGCAAGAAGAUAUGGAAGUUUCCAUUGAGCAGCUAGAGAAGGCAGGUUUGAAGAUAGACCAGUUGGAACAGCUGUGUGCUGGGUUGAGAGAGACCAGUGACAGGCUUGAUGUCAUGAAUCAGGAGUUGGAGGCUGAGAAACAGAAGGUUGUUGGCGGAAAUGAGAAGUUUGCGGAUGAAAAUAAGAUAUUACAAGAUAGCCUGGAGUCUGAGAAGUUGAAGUCAGCUGAAGCCCUGAAAGAGCUAGAACACAAGGUUGAGAUGUUAGAAAAGUCAAGAGAAGAGUUGCUUGCAGAAGUGAAGGAGGCCGGUUUCAAAGUUGAGGGUCAGGUUGAGGACUUGGAGAUCACCAACAAGCAGAUUGAAGAGUUGAAUACAAAGACAGAACAACUCCAGCAGCAGAUCACACAGGGUCAAAAGAAGGAGGCUAUGCAUCAAGUCACUGUCACUCAACUUGAGUCUGAGCUGAAGACGCUUGCAAGUGAAAACCAUGCGCUGAAAUCUGAAUUGGAAAUAACAUCAUCGAAGUUGUUUGUUGAGAAGGACAGUUUCGAAUCACUUGAUACCAAGUUCAAGGAUCGCAUGGACAUCUUCGAGAAGGAGAAAGCUGUCCUGUUGCAUGAUAUGAAUGAAGCUGCAUCUGCUUUAGAUAAGAGAUGCAAAGAACUUGAAGAAGCUAAUAAUAAGGUUUCUGACUUUGAGGGGAAAAUCUCAAGCGUCGAGCAGACGUUACAGUCGUACAGAGAGAUGGAGGAAAUGUUUGAGCACAAGGUGCCUGAACUUGAGAAGGAGAAAUUAGCCUUGGAGGCUGAGAAAGAAUGCCUUCAAGAUGAGUUGAAGGAAGUCCAAGGUAAAUUAGAUCAGGAGUUUGACAAGUCUGGCAAUGUUUCCAAGGAGCUUCAUGCCAGGGUUGAUGGUCUGAUUAAGGAGAAGGAAGAGCUUCAGCAAGAAAUUGUUGAAUUGUCCAGCAAAUUGGACAGAUCUUGUCAACUAGUAGCAGACGUCUCUGAUGAGAAGAAGAAAUUGGUUGCAGAACUUGAUUUGAAAGAGCAGCAGAUAUUGGACAUGACAACAAGGAUUGAGAAAUUUGAACAGGAGUUGACAGAGGCAAGUUCAGUCAAGCAGAACAUUGUUGGGGAUUAUGAAACGCUGUAUAAAACAAAAGAAGAGUUGCGAGAAGCAAAUGAGAAGUUGCAGACUUGCCUUGAUAAUUUGAGUGGUGAAGUGAACCAAGCCAAAGAAGAGAUGGUGCGUUUGGUUGAGCAGAAGAAUGGAUGGGUCGAGGAGCGUGCCAACCUCGGUGAGAAAAUCGAGGAGCUGGAGGUGACUAAUCAACAACUCGUUCAUCAGGAACAACAGCUUCUUAUAACCAGAGACAGUCUAAGUGAACAGUUAGAGGCCCUGAAAGGGGACGGAGAGGCCCAGAUGGGUGAAGUUCAGACUGAGCUUGUUGAUGCUCAGAAAAAACUAGGAGAAGCUGUUGUUAAGCAAACAGAGCUUGAGACGUCAUUAGAUGAAAUCACGGCCAGCUUAGAGGCUUCUGAGAACAACGUGAAGAAGAUGACAACCCAGUUAGUUGAGCGGGAUAACCAGAUCUGCACCCUUACUCAGCUGAAUGAGGACUUGGACAAGAGGAUUGGAGAGUUGGUUAUGGAGAUUGAUGAGACGCAGGGAGUUCUGAGUAGCAGUCAGAAGUCAAAGGUUGAUGAAUUGAUGGAAAAGGAUAGGGCAGUUGCCGAAGUCGAGGAAAGGGCUAGAUGUCUUAGCGAUGAGGUCUUGAACAAGACGAAUGAGAUUGCAUCACUGGAGAGGAGAGUCACAGACUUGGAGGAAGACAUACAGAAUAUGACCAACAGUAAUAUGCAGAAGAUGGCAGUGGUUGAUGAAGAGAGAUCCUCCCUUAGGGAAGAAGCAGACAAUAUGAGAUGUUUUUUAAAUGAAAAAGAUCAUGAGAUCAAUAGUUUACGAUCUGAGUUGAGUGCUGAAAGGGAGCUUAUGGAAGAAAUGAGGGAGAUGGUGAAGAAGAUCGAGGCUAGUUUGGAGGAGGCCAGGAAUGGGAAGGAGCUGCUCACAAGUGAGAUGAAUAACCUGAAAGAAUUCAUCCAUGAAAAGAACUUGUUGAUUGAGACUUUGGAGGCAUCGAUUGAGGAGAUGACUGACUCACUGAAUCAGCUUGAGAAACUGAAAGAGGAGUUGAGUGAAAGUUUGAAAUCUACUGAAGAGGAGAAUAAAACUAUCAAAAAUGAGCUUUGUAAUCUGAAUCAGAUGUUGCUGUCGAAGGAACGAGAGGAAGUUGAUUCUGAUGACCAGAAAGAUCUGAUUAUAACGAAACUGCAAGGAGAGCUCGAUGGAGCAGAAAAGAAAAUGGCACGUUUGGAAGAUGAGAAAAACCGUCUACGCUCUGACCUGGAUGAUUUAAAGAAUGCUUUAGAAGAGAUGAAAGCCGAGAAAGUGAGGUUGGCUGAGAUGAUUGAUGAGGGCGUCUGUGAAGUGAAAGGAUUAGAAACUGAAUUGGAACAGAAGAUUGUAGCAUUUUCUGAUCUUGAAGCUGGCAAGCAGGUGUUAGUUGAGGAGGUUUCCAGCAUUAAGGAAUCCUUGCUGGAGAGAAACAAGGAGUUGCAAGAUCGAGAAGCAGAUAUUGCUUCACUGAAGCUAGCACAGGAAACGCUGCAAGGGGAACUGGACACAACUUUGGAAAAAUUGGGAGCUAUGACGUCAGAGAGAGCUUACCUUUCCAAAGAAGUUGAAGAACUCAUGGAUAAGAUUUCUGAUCUGGAGCGGGAAAAAGCAGAUGUUCAGUUGCAGCUUGAGGAGCAGGCUUCAAAAACACGAGAACAAAUGGAUGAAAUACAGGCUCUGCAGACAGUCCAAGAUACUUUGCAGAAAACAGAGGUGGAGAAAGGUUCAUUUGAACAUGAAUUGGAUAGCCUGAAUUUCUCGUUGCAGAAAGCGGAGGAAGAAAUCAGAACACUUCAUGACAUUGUGAAGUCACGAGAUGAUCGUGUCAGUGAAUUGGGUGAGGAGUGCUCCCAACUUGAGACAUUGAAUGAUGACGCACAGAAGAAGUAUGCCCAGUCCAUGGAUGAUCUGAAAGCUAUUGAGGGAGCAAAAGAAUCUCUUGCCGACCAACUGGAAGCCCUUGAGAUGGAGAAAGAGGAACUCCUUAGGAAGCUUUGGCAAGCUGAAUCUGCCAGAGAUGCAUCAAAUGAGAAGUUACAAGCUGCAGAAUCCGGUAUCAAGCAGUUAGAGUUAGAGACAACUACCCUAGGGGGACAUCUUGACUCAACCCAGAGUCAGUUGUUGGCUUCACAGCUUUUCUCACAGGACACGAAGGCAGAGCUGGAAAAGAUUGAGGAAGACUGCAAGAGUUUGAAAGAUAUGAUCAGUCGAUUUGAACAUGAGAAGCAACAGUUGACAGAGGCUGAGGCCAGGCUUCUGAAAGAGAAUGAAGCUCUGAAGGAUGAGUUAGGGCUGUUGUCAAGUAGCAAGUCGGAGACUGAGAAAGAAGUUGAACAAAGUUUGGAGGAGUUGAAGGAAAAGAUGGAUCUGCUCCAGGAUGAGAAUAAGAGGGAAAAAGAAGAGAAAAAAGAAUUGCAUGAAAUGCUUAGACAGGUUGAAGAAGAGAAGUCUGAAUUGACGAGUCGAAUAAAUGAAGCUGAGAUGACUUUGAGGAGCCAAAGAGAUGAUGUGGAAUGUGCAGGAGAGACUGCAGAUAUCUUGAAGAAUGAGCUUUCCAAGAGGACGGAGGAAGCUGAGCUCCUCUCAAGGGAAAAGACGGCCAUCCAGGAGACACUGGAUCAGAAGGUUGUCUUUGUCGAAGAGUUGGAGGCACGGCUGCAAGAUCUAUUCUCAAGUCAGUCUGAUAUCAUGACUGAAAAGGACAAACUAUCGGACGAAUUGAAGCAAGCUCAGAGAAGCAUUGAGAGUAUGGAAUCACGAGUUUCUGAUAGUGAAGAACUCUUGGAUGUCAAGAGUGAAGAAUAUAAGGUGCUAGAAGCAACAUUGCUUGAGAUCAAGGAAGAGAAAAAUACCAUAGAAGCUGAGGCUGAUUCAUUGAAAGGAAAACUAAAUGAGCUGUCAAACCAAGAGGACCAGUCAAGAGAUGAAAUGGAGAAGUUAUUAGAUCAGUUGAUUGAAAAGGAACAGGGUUUGAAGGAGUUGGCGGCCGAGGUGCAAGACUUGAAGUGUGUGAAUGAGCAGAUGGAAGUGGAAAAAAAGGACUUUAGUGAGAAAGUGACAGAGUUGGAAAAGACUUUGGAGAAGAUUAAAGAUGAGAAGGACACGAUAACGGGGGAAAAGACAAAGCUUCAGCAGGAGAGAGAUGUGCUCCAACAGGAUGUGUCAUUGAUACAUUCAGAGUUCAACAGCGUGAAACAGUGCUGCGAGCAACUGCAAAAAUGCAUUGAGGAUUUCGAGUGUGAGAAGAAAGUACUCAAGGACAAGAUUGCUGAGAAUGAAGAUUUGAUCAAUGUCAUCAAUACAGAAGGUAGUCAGUUGCAAGAGCAGAUCUCUGAGAAAGAUCGAGAUAUUUCACAGCUGAGAGAGCAAAUUGAGAAGGUAAACAACGACCUUCAGGCUGCUGGCUUGAAGUUUGAGGGCGUUCAGAUGGAGAAUGAGACACUGAGGAAAGAGGCUGCAACCAUGAAGGAAACAGUGGCAGAGUUGUCGGAAUUACACAGACGAACUGAGAAGAUUGAAGCUGAUCUAACAUCACGGAUUGAAGGGUACGAAUCUCAUAUCAAACAACUUGACGAAGAGAAUGACAAACUGCUAAUGGCCCACAGUGAUAAGAUGAUUGAAUUUGAAGAUGAGAAGUUGGCGUCUCAAGCUCAACUUAGUGAACUGAGGCAGGAGAUUAAGAUCUGGGAGCAGAAGUUUGAGGAUUCAAACCUAGAGAGGCAAGGUAUCGGCAAAACAAAGAAAGAUAUGGAGAAGAAGUUUCGGAAGUUUGAGAAAGAUAUCGAAGCUUUGGAAGCAAGUAAGAGUGCAGUUGAAGACAGGGUGAAGGAACUGGAACAGGAUUUGAAGUAUGCCCAGAUCAAUAACGACCAGUUAGGCAGUCAGGUCGAAUCUCAGGAGAAAGAAAAGAGUGAUCUUCUGAACCAGUUCUCGAGUCUGGAGGAUGAAAAGGCUGUGAUAACUAAUGAGAAACAGGAGGUCAUAGCGGAAUUGAAACAGGCCAAGCAGGAGCUGAAUUUGGAAAAACAGUCGUAUGAUGCCUUGUCUAAAGAGUUGGAGAGGGUGAAGUCCAAGAAGAGUGAGUUAGAUGACCUUUACCUGAUGCUGCAGAUGGACCACAAAUCUCUAGAGACCGACCAUAAUGCCAUGAUGAAGAAGCUUGAGUUGAUGGAGGCUGAGCUGAACAAUCUGCUUCAAGAGAAGGCGUCAUUGAUGAAUGAGAAAGAGGAAUUAAUGAAAGAAGUGGACCAGUCUAAGUUAAAGAUGUCUGCCUUAGAAAAAAGUCGGAAGUCGCUCCAGGAAGACAAGGACCAUUUGACGAGUAAGCUUCACCUGUCGUUGAGCAAUGCCAAGCGGAUGGACAAGGAGAUGGAAGACAUGCAGGCCAAGAUUGAGUCGCUGGAAGAUCAGCUCAAAUCCAAUGUCCUGCAAGAUGCCAAGUCUGUCAAGAAUGAAGUGAAUGAUGAGGAGGAGAAGAAUCUGAAAGAACAGUUGGAGGAGAAGACAAAAGAAUGUACCGAGUAUUUCAAUAACUAUUACGGCAUGAUCAAGAAGUUUGAGAAGGCCAAUGAUCAGAACGAACGUCUCAAACAAAGAGUCAAAUUAUAUGGCACGAUGAUCAAAGACAUGAAAGCAGGGAAACAAGAGGAAGAAUCUGAAACAAUUGAGACAAAAGUUGAGGAAAAACCAGCUCCAGAUGCUGAGGAAAAACCAAAGGCGAAAGUCGAGAAGAGUUCAACACAAAAAGCUGCACUUGCGGUGCCAAGAACGUCGCCCAAACUUGCGUUACGGCGGAAGACUUCCAAAGUUAUGACGGACAAGUCACCCAAACCUGCUGAUUCGUUGUUGCCAUGUCCUAAACCAGUUGCAAGAAAACCUGUGGCAUCUGUUGGUGCUAUUAAACGGCCGCUAGAAGGUACGACCCAGGGUGCGAGUAAAAGAUUGCGGCCUCAGCCUGAUGAGGAUGAGGAUGCCAUACCGGAGGGUCUUCCAGAAGUUGUCUGCAAAGGACUUGCUGACAUUCCAAUCGUUCAACAGAGCCCUGGAAUCUACCGGCGGAGUACUCGUGGUCGGUUAGCUGGUGCACAAAGGACAACACAAAAACAGCCCAUAUUCACUGAGACCAACGACGCAGAAACGUUAGCCAGCAGCCAAGGGUCCCAGAGCUCCCAGUCAUCCCGGGUGACCCGCACCCGUUCAAGAAGCUGUCAGUCGCCCUCACAGCCUCAAGUGAAGAGUGCCAUUCCCUCCAAGAUUCAGGAUGAUAAAGUUCCCGGGAAACCGCUGCAAACUAUCACCAAUAGUCCAAAGAAAGAUCUGGAGCGGCCUGUAACGAGAGGUCGAGGUGUUGGAGCAGCCCAGAGGUGUCUUUCUCUCGCUAAAUCGCCAGAGCAGUCAGAACGCGUGAAACGACGGAAAACCGAAGCCAACCCGAAACCAGGAUCAGAGGAAGGGGAGAACUGUAAAGUGCAAUAACCUGGCAGGGUUUGUGAAUUAACUCACUGAACUGUAUGUGUUGUUAUGUUAGUGAUCUGGUGGACAGUGACACUGUCAGUGUUGAUUGAUUGAAGAGCAUUCACUUUAAAAACGCAUUAAUUGUACAUGUAGUAUUCAAGAAUGGUAGUAUACAUGUAGUUGUAGGAUUUGAGAAAGGGGUUAGCUUCCUGCAUGGAAGUCACUUUGUAUAUAGCUUUUAUUUUAUGGUUUCUGAGUAACUGGUAGAUUUGAGGCGAAUUUAGUGCAGAGUUAGCAAGUGUCAUGAUCGGUUGAAGUAGCCAUCAGGUAACAUUAAAAGAACAGAAUUAUUUAGAGAAAAAUCUGUUAGUGUUUUGAAGGUUGAUCUCAAAUAGGCUCAAAAUUAGCAGAGUAUUAUGCCUACACGUAGCACAAGGUAACACCAUCCCAAGAAUGUUUGUAUUCAAGACUUUCGGUUAAUAAAAACGUGAACUCUAUUACAUGUAUAAACCUGGCCUCAUGUGUCCCAUUUGUGGCACUGCCAUGCAGAUCUUUUUUACAUAUCUAUAGCAAAUAUUAUUUAUUUUCACAUGACACAGUCAUAUGUCUUGUUACUCAUCACUAAUGCUUGAUGUACAUUGAUAUUCAUGGUUUAUGGCCUUUGUAAUAAGAAUGAAUAAGAAUUUCACGA
Molecule: messenger RNA, 7986 nt
Organism: Lineus longissimus
Lineage: Eukaryota; Metazoa; Nemertea; Pilidiophora; Heteronemertea; Lineidae
Product: centromere-associated protein E-like
Exons: 6
Coding region: 93-7316 (2407 amino acids)
Source: RefSeq, a predicted model, not a curated record